Molecule: messenger RNA, 3901 nt
Organism: Dermacentor silvarum
Lineage: Eukaryota; Metazoa; Arthropoda; Arachnida; Ixodida; Ixodidae
Gene: Tcs4
Product: tRNA N6-adenosine threonylcarbamoyltransferase, mitochondrial-like
Exons: 6
Coding region: 88-1449 (453 amino acids)
Biological process (GO): tRNA threonylcarbamoyladenosine modification
Cellular component (GO): mitochondrion
Source: RefSeq, a predicted model, not a curated record
CGUUGCUACAGACGCGCUAUGGCGGUCGCGGCAUGCACGCCUGUGUUGUGGUAUUUAGCUUCUAAUAUUUUCUACCUGUGAUGUUAUAUGUUUUAUUGCUUGCAGGGUGUGUGGUCAAGAACGAAAAUGAUCCGCCACUUUCUCCGUCGUCGGUGUUGGGUGAUGCUAGACCGUGAGUUGCAAUCUUCGUUGCUUAGUGGCCCUGGUUCGUCACACCGACGUGUACUAUGGUCCAAGCAGCCAGAAUGUUGGCACGCCUACAGUACUAACAGCCGAUCGAUUGUCUUGGGAAUUGAGACAAGUUGUGACGACACAGCGGUGGGUAUCGUCGAUGACGAGGGAAACAUACUCGGCGAAGCAGCCCACUCUCAGCUGGCAAAGCACAUUGAGUAUGGUGGCAUCAUUCCUCCCAUUGCACGGGACAUGCAUGCGGAAAACAUUGCACGAGUUGCUCAAGAUGCUCUGAAGCAAUGCCCUGUACCAUUAGAGGCGAUGACAGCCAUUGCUGUAACAACGCGCCCCGGCAUGGCUCUUUCAUUGCGUGUGGGCUUCGAUUUUGCUUGCAACCUGGCCCGCAAGUAUGGCAAGCCACUCAUCCCUGUGCACCACAUGGAGGCUCAUGCAACGGCUGUUCGGCUGCAGCACAGGGUGGAGUUUCCCUACCUAGUUUUACUAGUGUCUGGUGGCCACUGCCAGCUGGCAGUGGUGCGUGCCAUCGACGAUAUUGUGCUGCUGGGGCAAACCAUUGAUGAUGCUCCAGGAGAGGCCUUCGACAAGGUGGCCCGUCGAUUGAAGUUGCACAACCUGCCUGAAUGCCGCCUCCUCAGUGGAGGUGCAGCAAUCGAGCUGCAGGCCCGUGGGGCCAACCCUCACGCCUUCCCAUUCCCAGAGCCCAUGCUGGAUUACCGUAGCUGCGACUUCUCUUUUGCGGGCCUAAAGAACUCUGUUUUCAGAGAAAUCCUGCGCCUGGAAAAGCAACAUGGUAUCGAGGCAGACGCCCUGGUUCCUGAACUGCACGAUGUAUGCGCAUCAAUGCAGCGAGCUGUAGUGCAGCACUUGGUUCGACGCACCCAGAGGGCACUAGAGUUCUGUUCACGACAGGGCCUGCUGCCUCCACUGGCUUCCGACGAACCUAGACAAGAAAUGGCGGCUCCAACCGUCGUGGUUGCAGGCGGUGUGGCAUGCAAUGGUGUGCUCAGAGACACACUUGCACAGCUGUGUGACCAUCUGGGAGCCAGGUUUGUGGCCACACCUGCCAGGCUGUGCUCAGACAAUGGCCUCAUGGUUGCCUGGAAUGGGCUGGAACUGUAUGCAGCUUCACCAGCAUCAGCUGUUGUGGAUCUUGAUUCGUUUAGGGUUGAGCCAAGGUGUCCACUGGGAACAGAUAUUUCACAGUCAGUUGCCCAAGCAUCCAUCAAGCUGCAGAAGAUUAAGCUGAAAUUUGAUUGAACCAAUUACAAAUGUUUCUUUGCUCACAAAAAAAAAAAGAAAGAAAGAAAGAGGAAUUUGAAGGCCAGUGUCACAACUGAGGCUACAGAACACUAGAGCAUGGGUCUCCCAGUUAAUUUUGACCACUCCAAGUGGUCAGAUUUAACCAGGGAGUGUAAAUGUCUUUAUGUAGACUCGGCCACAAAAUAUUGCGGGGUACGUGAGCGCGUGGUGAAACGGCCCUCCUCUCCCUCUGGCUGCUCACCCCUGGUGUCGAGACCGACGCAUGCGCGUCCCUCUGCAACUGCAAGCGUGCAUGUUUCUGCGCUUCCUCCUUGCACGCCGCCCAUAUCCCAGUGUAGCCGCGAGGUUCCCCUCUUGCGAUUGGCACUGUGGUGGCUCCGACGGGCAAAACUUAGCUGAUGUACCGGAAAUAAGUUUAUUUUCAUCUUGCCUGCCUCUUUCUAUAGAGCGCCUUUUCUGCCAGGCUCUUCUGUGGGAGAAUGCCCCGUUCGUAAAAAUAAAGAAAUAACGAACAUUGGCCACGAAAAAGUGCAGCGCAGAAAAAAGAAAUGGACUUGUUGCGUUCGUGACCGGGCGAUAUGCAUCUGCGCUCGUGACUCGACAAAAAGCAGCCGCUGCGGCGUGCGCAAGCUCACGCUUCACAUUGUUUUGCCCGUCGAAGCCACCACAGUGCCAAUCGCAAGAGGGGCACCUCGUGGCUACACUCUGAUAUCGCUGGCACGCAGGGAGGAAGCGCGGAAACAUUCACGCUUGCAGUCGUGGAGGGACGCCUUGACAACCAGGGGUGAGCGGCAAAAGGGAGAGGAGGGCCGUUUCGCCACGCGCUCGCGUACCCUGCAAUAUUUUGUGGCCGAGUGUACAUGGCCUAGGUAGAUGACCUAACUUUAACCACCCUAGGUGGUCAAAAUUAGGUCAUCUACAUGGGGUUCUUUAACAUGCUUUGAAGUCUUGAUACCUGGUCAUUGUUGCACUCUGGACUCACGAGAAUGAGGCUGCAGUAACUGAAAAUCAAAUCUGCAACCUUGUGCUCAGCAACAGAAUGCUGGUAUAGCCACCGAGCUGCUCCGGUGGGUAUUGUCAUGAUGUUUGUGCCCUCCGCCCACUAACUGGCUGAUCACUGAAAUAUAGAGUGGUUAACUAAAUCCCAAACUCAUGUAUUUAUUUUGUGGUUUGCUUCUACGACCAGAAGGAUGGAAAGACAAAGACGACAAACACAAGUAGCUACAGCUCUUCCGGAACUGUAUCACAAGUUUUGCUGUAUUCACGACUACAGAUGCUCGUGGUGUUCCCAUUUGUUCAUGGAAAAGCGAGCAAUUUUGACUUGCAAACAUGUCCGGUGUCUGGUUUCUAUUUUGAUCAAGACAACACUUUUGCAUCUUGUGUGGUUGUAUCUUUUCUCAGCUGUAUGUGUAUUGUGGUCAGUUGUUUCAAGCAAGAAAUGUUUGUAGGAAGUGCAAAGACAAUGCUACUUGCCACAGUGGCUACGGAAUUGUGUUGCUGAGCACAAAACAUUUCAGGUUCAAUCUUCGCCUUGGUGACCACAUUCCUAUGGAGGUAGAAUGCAAAAAUGCUAGUGACCAUGCAUUUGUGCGCGUUAAAGAAACCCAGGUGGUCAAAAUUAAUCCAGAGCCCUCUAUUACGCCGUCCCUCAUAACCCACUUUGCAGUUUCAGAAUGUUGAAUCCCACAAUUUAAUUUUAAGACAAUGCUGACUGUGGCAGCUUCUCACGGCCAGGAAUGCAGAGUGAUUUUGGUACGUAACAAAGGGGGAAAUAACACAGAGGGGGAGAAAAAGAUAAAACAUAUUGGUGUAGGUGUUCGGUGGGCUUGCACCUGCCUGAUGACCUUCACUGGAAGCAGUGUUAGGCAAGAGCACAUAUUUUGAGAAGAACGUGGUGGCAAACGUGCUCCUGAACUUGGUAGCUUUAGGACGCGAAUAGUCCGCUCUCAUUUCUUUUUGAAUAUUUUUGGUACGUCUUUGUCCUUGUUCUUGAUGAGGUAGAAAGUUCAGCAUUGUUUGUGUGGUGUAACAGAAAACCACAAAGUUUCAUGAUAGGAAAAAGAUUGUAAUUCACCUGAAAGUAGCAGGAAGUUAAAAGGAAACCCAUACGGGUUUUUCAGGAAGGAAACUUUGCAGCUGAAGAAAAAUUUGUCCUUGUUUUGGAACCGAACCCAGGGCUAACGCCUUUCUGGGGCAGUCACUCUAACAUCUCAGCUGAUCAGGAGGCUAACUGAUUGCAGAGCUAGGUUCAAUUAAUUGACAACUUGAAGUGCCGGGACACUGAAUAUGGCAAAUCAGUUCUGUGGAAAUCUGCAAGGUGGAGGCAUUUUCAUGGAAGAGAACAAUUGUAAUCUGCCCGAGAGUGGCACCUUACGGGUUUCUACAGAACUGAUUAGUUCCAAUAAGCUGUUUCAUUUCAUUUUUAAAAGUUAGUGCUUGUGUUGUGUUC